This is a messenger RNA of Brugia malayi, 720 nucleotides long. RefSeq lists its product as uncharacterized. The transcript is spliced from 5 exons. The record is from RefSeq and is a predicted model, not a curated record. The coding region runs from base 1 to 720 and encodes 239 amino acids. NCBI's taxonomy places the organism in Eukaryota, Metazoa, Nematoda, Chromadorea, Rhabditida, Onchocercidae.
AUGGAGGGAAAUUGUGGUCCGUUGUCAUCACGAGAACAAACAGCUAAUGAAAGUGAUUGUUCAAGUUAUAACAAUCAAAAUAAUCCAAAUGUAGAACAAUAUUCUGCUGCCCAAAAAAAGAAAAGUUUUGGAAUACUUACAUUAUGUGUGAUGAAUAUUGCACUUUGCUCUUCACUUCUUAUCAUUUACAACAAUAAUCAAUCAUUACUGAUCGUUGCACUGAUUAAUUUAGCAUUUACAAUUUUGGCUGGUAUUGCUUUUGCUGUUCAUAUACCACAACUUGUCAUCGUUUGUGUCAUUUAUAAGAUUUUAUGUGCGACAUAUUUGUCAUUUUUAAUAUGCAAAUUAAUUGAUGGUUUGGUAAUGGAACAAUGCUAUGUUACACCGGAAAAUAUAUGGCUUAUUGUGGCACUUAUAUGUACAACAAUCGAAAUUAGCUUAUUCAGAUUAUUGAUGAAUUUUAAAGUGGAAGUGGAAAAUGAGGAAGAAGACCGAAUACAAUCACCGCCAAAAUAUUCCACUUGCGCUUUAACAUCACCAUUACCAAUUGUUCCAACAAAUUCACAAUUACCUACCUAUAAUGAAGCGCUUAAAAUGAUCGAAGAGCAAAAAGAUGAAAUGCAAAAACAAAAUUCGAGAGCGCAAACAUUACCACCAAUUUAUACAAUACAAACGACUGAAACAACAAGAUCAAUAUUUAAAGACAAUUUAUCUAUUUGA